Molecule: messenger RNA, 399 nt
Organism: Peronospora matthiolae
Lineage: Eukaryota; Oomycota; Peronosporomycetes; Peronosporales; Peronosporaceae
Source: the annotation of a GenBank genome assembly
AUGCGUCUCGAUUUUCUACUUCUUCUAAUCUCUGCGUCCGCUGACCAUGCGCUGUCGAUCCGAUCGUCCAUGGGCCUAGUUGAUCCAAGCACCGUCACUCUCUCGUCUUCGGAUUUCAACACUGAAAAAAGAGUCGCUCGUCAACUUCGUCUACGUGAGGUCAAGGAGAACGAGGCCAGAGGUCUCCCCCAAGAACUAGAGUCAAUGGUUCGUGUUGCUGUGAACAGCAUAAUUUCUGAAGAAGAUUUCAAGUUUCUCUGCAAACAUUUCGAGGAUGAACGUCCUCUUGCCAUUCUUCUGGACAAACACGGGGCGUCUAUGAAGGUAGCUGAUCAGUACCGUGAUAUGUUGGAGAGCCUUGUCCGCCCCGUAGCUUACGAUCCACAAGCUAGCCUCUAA